Molecule: messenger RNA, 321 nt
Organism: Lolium rigidum
Lineage: Eukaryota; Viridiplantae; Streptophyta; Magnoliopsida; Poales; Poaceae
Exons: 2
Coding region: 1-321 (106 amino acids)
Source: RefSeq, a predicted model, not a curated record
AUGGGGCGUGCAAUGGUGACGGUGCUGCUGGGCCACCCGGUGGCGGUUCUGUCGGAGAGGCUGAUGCUGCGACUCACGAGGUUGUUGGUGAACGUGACGAUGGAGUGGAGUCUGUGUCCGGUGCACGUCGUGCUGGGAGCCGAUGCCACCGUGGCUGACCUCGCUCGCGCCGCUGUCGCCGCCUACAUCGCCGAGGGACGCAGGCCGCCGCUCCCCGACGACACCAACAACGUUGACGUGGCCGCACGGUUCAAGCUGCAUCUCUCCAAGUAUCCCCUCGACGCGCUGAACCCUGACGAGAAGGUGUUGGAUCCGAAGUGA